This is a messenger RNA of Insectozyma verbasci, 897 nucleotides long. The record is from the annotation of a GenBank genome assembly. Lineage: Eukaryota; Fungi; Ascomycota; Pichiomycetes; Serinales; Debaryomycetaceae.
AUGGCAGUUGAGUUAGAAGAACCUGAAUUUACCAAUGAUAAUGCUCAAGUUAUAAAAGAUUUAUUUGCUGGUACAAUGGGUGGUAUUGCUCAAGUUUUAGUUGGUCAACCAUUUGAUUGUGUUAAAGUUAAUUUACAAUCAGCACCAGAAGGUACAUAUAAUGGAGCAAUUGAUGUUGUUAAACAAAUUAUUAAAAAUGACGGUAUAUCUGGUUUUUAUAAAGGUACUUUAACUCCAUUAGUUGGUGUUGGAGCUUGUGUUUCUGUUCAAUUUUCAGUUAAUGAAUUUAUGAAAAGAUAUUAUAAUGAUAAAUUACAUGGUAAAGAAUUAAAUUUAAUUCAAUUUUUUAAUUGUGGUGCUAUUGCAGGAUUUGCAAAUGGAUUUUUAGCAUCUCCAAUUGAACAUAUAAGAAUAAGGUUACAAACUCAAUCUAAAAUUAAACAAUUUAAUGGACCACUCGAUUGUUUUAAAAAAAUUUAUAAUGUUAAUGGAUUAACUAGUAUUUAUAAAGGAUUAGUUCCGACCUUGAUUAGAGAAUCAAUUGGGUUAGGUAUAUAUUUUGCAACUUAUGAAGCUUUAAUAAUGAAUGAAAUUAAAAAAACACCAAAAUUAAUUAGAGAAAAUAUACCAGCUUGGAAAUUAUGUUUAUUUGGAGGAUUAUCUGGAUAUAGUCUUUGGAUUGGUAUAUAUCCAAUUGAUGUUAUAAAAUCAAAAUUACAAACUGAUUCAUUAAAAAAUUCAAAAUAUAAUUCGUCAAUAUCGGUAAUUAAAGAUAUUUGGAAAUUGAAUGGUAUUAAAGGCUUUUAUAAAGGAUUUAUACCAACUAUUUUAAGAGCUGCUCCUGCUAAUGGUGCAACUUUUGCAGUAUUCGAGUUGACAAUGAGACUUUUAAAUUAG